UUGUGUGUUUUACCACAUAUGGCCCUUGGUGAAAAACGUUGAAAAAAGUCUGGACACCCCUGGUAUAGAGUAUACAUAAGAGGUAACAGAGGCAGGACUGUCCUAAAGUGGUGUUUUAUUGGAUCUCACUGGGUCCUAGAACCAACUCUAAAAACCUAAGCUAUGAAGUAGUGUGAUGAUCCUUGAGGAUACAACAAAGAAUCCUCUGUAAGUUGGAAGAGCACUAAACAGUUGAGUUGUGUGACAGGUUAAGAUCUAACAAAUCCUAUAAAUUAGAAUUUUCAGAUUCUCCAAACAGCUCCACUGAUAUUGAUAUAUCUGAAAUCGAUUCUCUUCUAUUCAUUUUUAUUGCCACUGUUUUAUCUCACCGUUUGUCUAGCUUACUGCAAGAAGCCUCUAAAUGAUCUCUGUGCUUCUAGUCUUACCCUUUCCAAUUUAUUUUCCACAUUACAGCCAGUUUUAGAACCUCUUUAAGAUUAACCAUGUCACUCCCCAGCUUAAAAUUCUUUGAAGUCCAAACUCCUUAGCACAUCAUCUGACCUCUAGUUUAUGUCUCCAGUCUCAUUUCUUACCACUUCCCAUGUCCUUUCACUCUCUUCCUUCAAACCCUAUGCUCCAGCUGCCCAGAACUACAUAAUAUAUAAGACAUUUCACUAGAAUAAUACGGGACAGGAUGGGUUCCAAAUUGAUGGUAUUUCUGGAGUUUUGAUACCUUAAGUCUAAAAGAGCCCAAUGACUGAAGAAACUUGAUCUUCCUCAUUAUCUUCUAAUUCUCUUUUAUCCAACUGCAGGUUAUGACCCAUUAGUGGGUUGGGAAAUCAAUUUUAGUGGGCUGUGACCGCCUGUAAACACGGCAAGGGGAAGAUGAAGAGACAAUGUAUAGGGAAUCAAGAACCGUUCUGGUGAAGAAGACCCGGGGGUGGUGAGAGGGUGGCGAGGGGGUUGGAGUUGAAAGGGGAGUACAGGUUAGAGGGGUUGGGUGCAGAUAAGGGGUAUCUGAGGAUUGCCAGUUUGGGGGAGGGGGACUGGCUGAGCCUGCGGGCACAGUGCAUGCAUGUAAUAAUGGGGAGGCGUUAUGCCCACACCAGGUGUUGUCGUACAUCGGUGGAACAGUGUCAAGCCAACCCAGAGUAUCCCUGGUCUACUCCAUGCCCUCCCGGAAUGUGUCCCUGCGGCUGCAGGGCCUCCAGGAGAAAGACUCCCGGUCCUACAGCUGUUCUGUGAAUGUGCAAGACAGUCAAGGCUUGAGCAGGGGCUACAGCAGCAAAACUUUAGAACUCAAUGUACUGGUGCCACCAGCUCCUCCAUCCUGCCACCUACUGGGAGCGCCCCAUGUGGGGACCAACGUGACCCUGAGCUGCCAGUCCCCGAGGAGUAAGCCUGCUGCUCAGUACCAGUGGGAGCGGCCACCCCCAUCUGCCCAGGUUUUCUUUGCACCAGUUUUAGGUGAGGGACUUCCGGAGACAGCUGAGACUGUAGCUGGGGUCUGGGACGAUGAGAGGUACCAGCGGGACUGGGGUGAAAAGGGAAGGCAAUGCUGAAAGGUACCAGGGAGGAAAAG
Messenger RNA from Rhinolophus ferrumequinum (greater horseshoe bat), 1561 nucleotides. Its product is annotated as endothelial cell-selective adhesion molecule-like. The record is from RefSeq and is a predicted model, not a curated record. NCBI's taxonomy places the organism in Eukaryota, Metazoa, Chordata, Mammalia, Chiroptera, Rhinolophidae. The transcript is spliced from 2 exons. Gene Ontology annotation, biological process: homophilic cell-cell adhesion. Bases 1149 to 1541 code for a protein of 130 amino acids. Gene Ontology annotation, cellular component: plasma membrane; adherens junction. Gene Ontology annotation, molecular function: cell-cell adhesion mediator activity.